Styela clava is the source of this 3366-nucleotide messenger RNA. RefSeq lists its product as uncharacterized. The record is from RefSeq and is a predicted model, not a curated record. Gene Ontology annotation, molecular function: RNA polymerase II cis-regulatory region sequence-specific DNA binding; DNA-binding transcription factor activity, RNA polymerase II-specific. Gene Ontology annotation, biological process: regulation of DNA-templated transcription. Lineage: Eukaryota; Metazoa; Chordata; Ascidiacea; Stolidobranchia; Styelidae.
AGAACUGACAUUUAUAGCUAAAUUGUAAAUAGACUUUAUGGACACCCUGUAUAUCUGGAUACCAUGAGGCAAUAGAAUUAUCAGACUUCUCUGCGCCACAGGGUGGUUCAUGUAACUGACUGAUUACGACUUCUUUCAAUUCCAUAUCUGACGCGGCGGUGUGGCUCAUCGUGCUAAGCUUUAGGAAUACGCUUCCGCCCCACCUCUGAUUACCCUGCGUGGGUUUGAAUCCCAUGCAGGGAUGGUUACGUGUGAGAGGAUUGCUGGACUCCUCACCGCCGAUUGCGUGGUUAAUGUAACCGAUGGUCGGUUACGGCUUCCUCCACCAUCAAGUCCAUGCUUCCAAAAUCAAAUAACUAAUCCCAUACCCUACUUGGAACGGUAACCGGAGGAGAGGCCAUGGUUCACCAUAUGGUUAAGCCAUCUUAUCGGCUUUCCUCUCCCCCAGUACACAUAUGUAAAUCCUAUCCGUGGUUUACCUCCCUCAUGAAAAUUAUCAAUGUUGAAUCCGAAUACCCUGUAUGAGAGAAUUGCUGGGAUCCUUAGUGUCACAUUGUGGUUUAUGUAACAUCUUAUGGCUUCUUCAAACUCCAUAUCCACAUUUGUUACUUCAACUCAGCUGCAAGCUGUCGCUGACUAGAUGACUCUGUGAGUCUUUUCGCGUCAACUGCACCAAGCCGAUAUCUGGUUGUCAUUUUGUUACAUUAUAUUAUUUAUUCAUUUUUCAUAUCGCGCAUUGUUUUUGCAUGACGAAAAAAUAAAUAUCUGAAUCUAUCCCUGGUUAUCUUAUUAAAUACUCAUUUGCUUAUAUUGAACUAUGUUGUGCCAGAUUGUCUGAGUUAUUUUAGCUCAGUGGUUCUCAACCAGUGAUCUGUGGUCCAUCAAGAGGCCCCUGAUUUUUCUAUUGUCUCUACAAGACAACUCCCCUUUCUUCUUAGUUUCAUUGCUUGAUAACGUUAUUUCGUGGGGUGUUUUCACUGUUUGAGCAUAAUGAAAUUUGAAAUUGACCACAGAAAUGAUAAACGGGGGCCAUGAGUGCCAAAAGCCUUCAGAAGAGGGCCACAAGCCAUAAAAGGUUGAGAACCACUGUCAACUUAUUAUCUUUGUUUUUUUAUAACUUUAGAAUAUGGAAACUGUGCUUAAAGAUUUAACUUAUGUUGAAAUUUGUCUUGAUGAAGACAUAAUAUAGGAAGCAAGCCUUUUAUCUGAGGAGAUAAAUAGAGAGGAAAUUACAAGUAUUUCUGGCAACACUACAGUAGAAGAUAUUUGCAAUGCUGAUAAUAGUGAUAAAUAUGUGCCAUGUGAAGACACAGGAGAAUUUACGAGCCAUAACCAACAUACUGCUAGAACUGAUAUAAACAGCACUGUUAUCUUUGGAGAAGACAAUCAUGAAUUUGAUUCUAAAGAAUCCUCCGUCAUAACAAUGCAGGAGCAGAAUGAACCCACUGCUGUUUUUGUAACUGAUUCCAACUCAGGGUUCUUAUCAAAAGAUGAAUUAUCUGACUAUCUUCAACAGGAAUUGCCCAGCGGUAUUGAUAAUGCCUAUCUAAGUGAUAAUGGCUUAAUGACUGAUGAUGGGCACAAUAAUAACAAUAAUAACACCCGUCCACGACUAGGUGAUAAGAAUGGAUCGAAAUUGCCCACCAGUAUUGAUAACGCUCAUCCAUUCGAUAACAGGCGGAAAUCGUCUAAUUGUAAUGUAGGCACCUAUCUGAGUGAUGAGGAAUUAACUACUGAUAAAGAAGGAAUGUUACCCAACUCCAAAGAUAGCACUUCUCUAAGUGAUAAAGAUCUCAUUGUUGAUAAGGAUUCCCAUACUAAUGAGAAUUAUUUUGAGAUAGCUCGCAGUUUCUUGAAUGACGUUAUUGAUUAUAUUAUCGAAAAAGAAGUUUCUGAUAAAACUGAAAGUUGUAACAUAUGUGAGAGGAGAUUCGGCACAUUAGCCAAAUUGGAAAGACAUUUGAAGUUUCACUAUAAAGGCCGAAAAAUACUUUAUUGCUCUGUGUGUGGCAAAGAUUUUGGUCAAAAAUCGCAUCUGGAGUAUCAUAUGGUGCUACACACCGGUGUAAAGGCGUAUUCAUGUGAAAUAUGCGGAAAGACUUUCACUCAAAAAUCGUCGUUAAACAUGCAUAUAAAAUCUCACACAUCUCAACCAAAUGUUCCUUGCGAGAUAUGCGGAAAAAAGUUUUGGACAAAAUACAUCUUAAAUUUACAUACGAGGAAACGACAUAUGGGGUUGCCCUUUGUUUGUAACAUUUGCGGAAGUUCUUUUAGUGGAAAACAAGGUUUGCUACACCAUGUGAGCCUACAUCCUCCACAUAUAUGUGAAACAUGUGGCAAGGAGUUUGACAAUUAUAAAAGUCUUCGCUUGCAUAAAGAUUCUCAUAAACCAAGUUGGCCUGAGCAUGUCUUUGCGGACGGUGUAAAAGGUUUUCGUUGCGAAGUUUGUAGAAGAACAUUUCGACGAAGACAAGACUUUACUUUCCAUUCUCAAGCUCAUGCUCCAAAAGUUCAUAAGUGUCAAGUUUGUGGUGCUGGAUUCGUGCGGGAUAGCUAUUUAAAGAAGCAUAUGAUUGCACACUUAGAAAGACCGUAUAAAUGUGAAUCAUGCUGGAAAAGUUUCCAUCAUAUAAGGUCGUUAGAAAAUCAUCAAAUAUAUCAUACAGGAAUAAAGCGCUUUGAUUGCAACAUUUGCGGAAAAGGAUAUUAUUGGAAACAUCGCUUGGCUAUACAUCUAAAACUUCAUAAAAAUGUAAAAACUGAAAAUGCUGUACCUAGUAAUGAUUCUGAAUUUGCUCAGCAAACUUCUUCUACAUUACAAUGUAGAAAAAAGGAGAUGGAUGGAGCAUCUGGAAUUGGUAGCACAGCACCAAGUAAUGGAGGUGUAAUGUUAGGAAAUUGUAUUUCCGUAGGACAAAAAGGGAACUCACAAACAAUUACAUUCACAAUAGGGGAAGCUGAGGAAUUCAAUCUUGGUUCUGUGAAAUUUACCGGGCAUAAAAUAGUAUUCUCUCCUGAAGUGAAUUCAUUGUCUCUCCCUUCUGAACAAACUCGAGCAAUAGCAAUUUUGGAUGCUGAAUCGAUAGUGAAAUUCGCCAUGCAUAACAUGUCGAAAAAAACUAAAGAACCAGUUAAGGUUCCAAAGAUGGCGAACAUAAUGACGAUAAAAGAGGGGGAUACUGAUCCCUAUAAGAUCAGGACUAUGGGUGAUGAGCACUCAUAAAAAAUGGACAGUUGACCGCCAUGUCGUGCUGAGCGUCAGGAAUACGUUGCCAUCGAACCUCUGAACAUCCUACGCUUAGAAUCUCAUGGGCAUUAUUAUCACCAUGCCCGACAUGAACUGGUAACCGGACGAGUUAAGCGUUA